CAGUGUGUCGGAGAGUGGCUCGUCGCGAAACUCGCGCCCGAUCGUCGCCAAAACCAUCGCGUCCGACGUCAAAGCGUCGUACUAUUAUUAUAUUUUUUUACAUACACCGCGAGCCAAAUAGCAUCCGCUCAGAGCAUAAACAGAGCGCGACGAGUGAACUGUAUUCCGCGUACAACGUACUACGAUAUUAUUGAGCUGUGCACAUUGCGACCGUCGUCGUCAGGGUUCAGUCGCAGUGCGUGCGAUCGGCCCGAGCGGUGCAGUUCCUGUUUUUUAAUCAUAACGAUAUAACACGAUAUCGUACGCGGUUGUCGAUUAUUAUUCUGUCUCUCCUCUAUAGUUUUUCCGGACGCACGCCGAUUACCGCGAGGACAAUAUCGCGAUGUGCGUGCUAAUAGUUAUUUGAUCCAUCCACUCGUUCUCGUCAUCUUUCCGUUUUCACAAGCAUGUCCGAAAAUGUUGGCUCGUCCACCGUUGAAAUUGUCAAAAACAAUGGUUAUGCCGUUGAAGUACACAAUGUCGUCACGGAGGACGGUUACAUCCUGGAGUUGCAUCGCAUCUCGGCAAACAAGAGCGGACAAGAACCCACCAGAAACCAUUCGGUGUUCGUACACCAUGGCAUUCUGGGGAGUUCGGCCGAUUGGGUACUCGGCGGGGCCGAUAUAUCGUUACCGAUGCAAUUAUCCGACGCCGGGUACGACGUGUGGUUGGCCAACUGCCGGGGUAACACCUACAGCAGAAAGCACUCGACGAUGACUUCCAAGCACAGAGAGUUUUGGAAUUUUAGUCUACACGAAGUCGGAACGUUCGAUUUGCCAGCUUCGUUCGACUACAUUCUAAUGAAGACCAACGCCUCGCAACUCCACUACGUAGGCUAUUCGAUGGGCACGUCUGUGUUUUUCAUAAUGGCUUCCGAAAGACCCGAAUACCAUCACAAGAUUAGGUCGCAAAUCAGUCUCGCACCGGUAGCCUACUUGUUCAACACAACAUCGUCUGUGAGACAUAUCGCUCCGUUCGCGGAGAAGAUGAACAUUAUGUAUCAAUGGGUUUCGAAUGGAAUGUUUAUGCCUCAAUCGAAGAUGCAAUCAUUUUUGGUAACUAACACUUAUGGAGAAAAAAUUGCACGGACUCUGUUUUGCCAAAAAUGCAUAUCGUAUGCAGUGUCUUCCGUGUGUGGUAGUGAAACGUAUACUUUCGAAAAUAAAUUAAUACCACUCGUCAUUGAACACUUUCCGGCGGGGACGUCGUCCAAACUAACCACUCAUUUCUCACAGCUUAUAUUGAAAGACUGUUUUAGUCGGUACGAUUACGGUCCGAUCAUGAAUUUGCAACAUUACAAUUCUACCGAACCUCCAACGUACAACUUGAGAUCCAUACAAAUACCGAUUGCGUUGAUAUACGGAAAAAACGACGUAUUGACGGACGUGGAGGACGUGAUGAGACUGAAAUCGCAACUUCCGAAGCUGAUGGACUUCGUUCCGGUCGACAGUCCGCGUUGCAACCACGUGGACUUUUUGUGGAGUUUAGACGUGACCAAACAAGUAAACUUGAAGGUGACGGAAAUAUUGCAGAAAACCGACCACGCAGCCUGGGAGUACACUGGUCCCCCCUCGGGCUCCUGCAGUACAGACGGAACAAGCGAUAGCGACAGUCCAACGACCAAAGGACGACAGUCAAACUCGACGGGUGACCAUCACGAGUACGUAAACUUCGCACCGGGCCCGGAUCGCUCGGCGGAAAACUCAUCGGGUGAAAUUCCGUUGCAGCGGGACGUUGACGACAAGUCGGCCGAAGUCGUACUAGGUCGGAAACUGCUGCAGAAGAUGCAGCUGUUAGAUAACUUGAUCGCGCUGCUGAAGUCCACCGAAACCAAGUACCACCGACUUCGGGAAGGUUUGACCAGGGAGUUUUCCGAAUGGACUCACGGCGCCCGGAACGCGGCCGGAACUCGUCGCGGAGCCGGAAGUAACUCUGCGGCAGGGUUAGAAGACUCGGUGGCCGGGGCAAAGACCACCGAACAAACCAUCACUGUGACGUCACGCCGCGUCGGUAUCGGAAAAGUCAGCGACUUUGUUGAUUAUUGUGCCGGUCUGCACCGCGUGGACGACAGGACGGCGGCGGGACGAGCGCUUUACACCACGUUUAGCAGUCUAGGAAGAGCGAUCAAGUUCUUGAAGAUGCGUUAUAAAUAGACGGGAGUUUUCACGAGCUCGCUCUUUUAAAUAUAUAUAUAUCUCAGAUUCUGUGUAAGAAUUAUUGUAACAUCGGCACCUGUAGGAGUGCUGCACGAGCCUUAGCGUUAUUAGUUGUUUGUUAUUGUACCUACUCAAAUUGUUAUUGUACUCAAAUCCAGACAGAGCUUUGUAACUAUUUAAUAGAUUGUAUAGGACUGUAUCAAGUCUCAAGUUCAACAGAGCGUCUAUUAUAUGUUUAUAUUGUACAGCGGUUUGUACCAUCUGUAGGAAGAUUAUUUAUUAAUAAUAAAAUUAUUUUAUGAUUUAUUAUUA
This is a messenger RNA of Myzus persicae (green peach aphid), 2507 nucleotides long. RefSeq names its product lipase 3-like. NCBI's taxonomy places the organism in Eukaryota, Metazoa, Arthropoda, Insecta, Hemiptera, Aphididae. The record is from RefSeq and is a predicted model, not a curated record. Bases 447 to 2192 code for a protein of 581 amino acids. The transcript is spliced from 8 exons. Gene Ontology annotation, biological process: lipid metabolic process.